This is a messenger RNA of Triticum aestivum (bread wheat), 1381 nucleotides long. RefSeq lists its product as uncharacterized. The record is from RefSeq and is a predicted model, not a curated record. Bases 1 to 1032 code for a protein of 343 amino acids. NCBI's taxonomy places the organism in Eukaryota, Viridiplantae, Streptophyta, Magnoliopsida, Poales, Poaceae. The transcript is spliced from 4 exons.
AUGGCAAUAGCAUCAUCUUCUCUCACCUACAGGCUACAGUCCUCUUCUACUCUUGUUCCUCCUGGCCUACUCGUGCAGCGCAUCGCCCAGCGGUCAACCCUCCUGUCCACCUGUAAACUCCUUAGCCAUCCUCGCCGCCAUCCACCUGGUCCUUUGCAGCUGCGUGUCCCGACCAGCUACGCAGUGGUCGACUGCGCCACGCCGCCGACUUCCUCGGACGACAGCGCUGCUGCCUUCCGCGACAGCCUCCUGCCACUCCUGGCCGCGCUACCCGCAGCCGCCGCGCCGACGGGGUUCGCGACCCUUCAGUCCGGCGGCGGGGCAUUCGCCCGCGGCUUCUGCCUGGGCGCCUCCGCGCCGAGAGAGUGCCUCGCGUGCCUCGCCGCGGCCGCCAAGAACCUCACCGGCUGCGGCGCCAGCAGGCGCGCCGGCGUGUGGAGGGCCGAGGGCUGCUUCCUGUCCUACGCCGACGACAAUACCUCCUCUGCGUACGAGGAAUCUUUCCUCCAGGUCGUCUACUCCGGCGAGGAAGUCUUACCCCCCGACAUCUCCUGUGAGGACAGUUCCGACCCCGGCUGCUUCGAGCCGCGGAGGCUCGUCGCGCUCGCGGAGUCCCUGGCGCGGCGCGGCGCAGCCAACAGCUCGGGCGCGCGCGUCGUCGCCGACGCGGCCGCGCUCUCGAUCAACGCCACUGUGAAGACCGCGGUGACGUUGCGGGCGCAGUGCGCGAGGGACCGCGCGGCGGCGGAGUGCGCCCGGUGCCUGGGGUACUUGGCGCGAGUGUUGGAGGCGUGCACCUGGUGGCUUGACGGCGAGUAUGCUUAUGUGGCCGCCGACGUGGUCGGCUACAACUGCUUCCUGCGGAUCGAGGCUUCAGUUCCUAAGGGUCGGCGCCUGGCGAAAUAUAUGAAGGAUUCUGUCAAGAUAACCUUGUGCGUCACCACACUGCUCGCACUGGUUUUUACCGCUCUCACCGCGGCAAUCGCGUGCGUCGAUGUGAGAAAGAACCGCCCAGUGGCGGCGGGAAUGUAGCAGCAGCAGGUGGAGAUUAGACAAGCUAGGAGCAUCCUUCCGGAUCCGUUGCUGUUGUGCCACUCAUCUCCCCACUGCCUUGUUCCUCCCCAACCUGAUGUCUUCCCAAAGCCGAAUUGAUCAUCCAUUUCGACGUGAAUGCAGCAAAUAACGAUCCCGUUUUCAUGUACCAUCAAAGUAUUUUGAAUGUACCGUAGCUUGGUAUUAAUUUAGAGUUUAAAUAUGAUGUACUACCAGUAUUACUUUGGAUGAACUACUAGUUAUUCCUGAAUGUGCCAUGAACGCACUUACUAAUUUCUGAAUUUGUAAUAUUAUGUUCUCGGUGAUUUCCGUGAUUUAUUUUAUUUUA